Molecule: messenger RNA, 1959 nt
Organism: Acytostelium subglobosum LB1
Lineage: Eukaryota; Evosea; Eumycetozoa; Acytosteliales; Acytosteliaceae
Exons: 6
Coding region: 1-1959 (652 amino acids)
Cellular component (GO): recycling endosome
Molecular function (GO): guanyl-nucleotide exchange factor activity
Source: RefSeq, a predicted model, not a curated record
AUGCAGGCUGGCUCUGACCCAUUGUCAAUACUAGCAGCUGAGCAGGAGGAGAAUAUCCUCAAAGCACAAAAGGCACGUGAAGCAGCUGAGGCAGAGUCACAACAGCAACAACAACUUUUACAUAAUGGCAUGCGACGAAUGAAUCUGUUUGAGGAGGAGGAGCGAAGAUUGGAAUCAAUAACAAAACUGCAUCUGCAUGAUCCCAACAACAUUGGCAUCAACGCCAAUAUCAACUCACUGGAGAUCAAGGACAAGUCCAAGAUCACAAAGAAGAAGUGGAUCAAUGCCCUAUGCACUGUGAACUUUGAUCUAGAGAUUGGGCAAAUACUUGAUUAUAGUCAUCCAAAGCUCACAAUGAGAGAGGAGGAGAUUAAGAACUUAUGCUUCCUCUCAUUCCCAGACUCCAAUUCACAUCUUCAAGGCGAUAUUAUAUACUCAUUCAAACUGAAGUGUCGCAAUCAAGACGAUUCAGUGGACAAUCUAAAUGGAAGCGGAAAUGGCAAUCAUGCCAACAACAACAACAAUAACAAUGGCGCGAAUAACAACAACAUCACUCAUUCAUAUCAAUAUGGUUAUGUGUUCUUUAGACAAGAGAAGGACCCAUCACUGCCUCGUGGCUAUCUCCAAAAGUCAGUGGUGCUUCUCAGCGACGAACACUUUGUUGGCCUGUUCAAAAAGGUGAUGGAGAUCAUCGGUCCGCUCUACUUCCAGCAUGGCGAGACACUGUUAGAGGUGGCCUAUCAGAACAUGAUGUCAUGGCCCGAGUUGCGCCUCGGCCAGUCAUACGAGCUGCCCAUCCUCGGAUCGAUAUUCAACUUCCACGUGCCCUACACAACAGGCGCGCCACACAUAAUCGACCCGGUCAUCACACAGCAACAGAUGCAGUCACUCAAAGCUGACAUCUCACAGGUGUCCGUGAGCAAUCUCCAAUCGAUCGACCUAUACACCUCGUUCAAGGGCUUCCCAUCCAAGCUCUGGAUGCUCUGGGAGAUGGUGUUGCUUGGACAUCCGAUCAUUGUCGUGUCGCCCACUCCACCAACCUCCUCGGAUGCCGUCCUCGCCCUCGUCAGCCUAAUCUCUCCACUCAACUACUGUAAUGAUUACCGUCCCUACUUUACUAUCCAUGAUCCCGACUUCCACAAGUAUACCGCAACAUCCACAUCAACAUCAACAUCAAACAAGACCGAUCCACCCGCGUCCAUCAUUGGCGUAACCAAUCCCUUUUUCCUGAAGGCCCUAUCACACUGGCCAACAAUAGUAUCAAUUGGUUCAACUCCAAAACUUGGAAGGACACCUACAUCAUCACCAAAAGACAGAACAAUACAACAAGCGCUUCAACAAUCAUCAUCAUCAUCUCAAGAGAACAAUGAUCAAAAGGUCGUAACCGAAUUCAAGACACAUACUUCGCCCGACAAGGCAAUACUCAAGAAGAUCACCGAUACUCAAGCCACUUGCAUGGCAUCGCACAAUGAGACCCUACGCAAACACUUCUUCCAACUCACUCUCAACUUCCUCAUCCCACUGGAGCGUUACUUCUCCUCACUUCUACCUUUGGCCAAGACGAUAUCAGUAUUCAAUAGACCACCAAAGUUAAAGAACUUUGAUACUAAACAGUUCAUUGAGACGUUACAAGAGGGCGAUGUUGCCUUUGUAUCAGAGAGCAAGAGUAAGGAUAUCGAGCUGUAUAAGGAGUUCUUGGAGACAGCCAACUUUAAGAACUGGCUGGAUGAGAAGAGAAGAGAGGCGACCAGACAUCUCAACCUACUCUAUCGCAAGGCCAUCCUCGAGUCCAACAUCCCAGCACUACUUAAGAACAAAUCGCCAUCAGUUGCACUAGACCUUUACAAACGCGUCUAUGAUCAAUUGAUACUUGAGGAGAUACUGUUCCAGACACCAGAGGACAUUAGAGCAAGGAUAAAGGAUCAUCUCGAACAGAUACGUCCAUAUCUUCCACAAUGA